Molecule: messenger RNA, 1548 nt
Organism: Glycine soja
Lineage: Eukaryota; Viridiplantae; Streptophyta; Magnoliopsida; Fabales; Fabaceae
Exons: 8
Coding region: 262-1197 (311 amino acids)
Source: RefSeq, a predicted model, not a curated record
UUACCAACCCCGAGUGCUAGCAUCCCAAAUUUUAGAAUCAAACAUCAGUACCAAGAACCUAUGCCUUGACAAACCUCAGUACCAAGAACCCCGGUUUGUUCGCACUUCAAUCUCCAAGUCAUAAGUACACUCUUCUCUCCCCAUUCACUGGCAUUGGCUUUUGGUAGUUGAAGUCUUCCUUUGUUGUCAAAUUCAGACCAGUAUUUGAAAAAUAGACAAGAAGAGCAAGAAAAUAAAGCAGCAGAAGGGGUGAAGAUAGGGAUGGCGGGCAUGUCUGGAUAUAGUUGCUGCUGGCAGUGGGCGGAGGUGAAAUCCAUGGGAAUGGGCUAUUGGUUCCCUUCCUCAACUACCAAAAGGAGUUUCCGGCCUGUGCUUGUUUCUGUUUCUGCUAUCUCCGAUGAUAACUCUCACUCUUACACUAGCAGUAGCAGCAAUGGAAGAAAGCUAGAAGAAGAAGGCAUCAAAGGGUCAGGAACUACCGCCAGAGAUCGCAGGUUGCUUAGAAUUCGCCAAGAGAAACGACAGCGAGAAUACGACCGUCUUAACAACUACCCUGCUUGGGCAAAAGUCCUAGAAAACGCUUGCAAAGACGAUGCUGAACUUCGUGCCGUUCUCGGAGAUAGCAUUGGCAACCCAGAACUCAUGAGGAAACGAGUCGAAGAUAGGGUUAGAAAGAAGGGUAGAGACUUUCAAAAGUCUAAAACAGGAUCCGUCCUUGCUUUCAAAGUCACCUUCAGAGACUUCAAUCCACUUGAUUCAUAUAUCUGGUUUGAAUUGUUUGGAUCACCAUCAGAUCGGGAUGUUAAUCUAAUUGGUAAUGUUAUUCAAUCAUGGUAUGUCAUGGGUCGUCUUGGUGCCUUUAAUUCUUCAAAUUUGCAGCUGGCUAAUUCAUCAGUGGAGUAUGAUCCUUUAUAUGAUGCAGAUAAAGGUUUCAAAGUGAUGCCGUCAUCUUUCCAUGAUAUCAGUGAUAUUGAGUUCCAGGAAAAUUGGGGACGUGUUUGCUUUAUAUACAUAUCUUACAGGGUGGACUUGGGUACAUCUGAUUAUUUUGCAAUUGAUGUGCUCCUCAACUGCCUAACUGCCCUGAGCUCGGAAUAUCUUGGAAUCCAACAAAUUGUUUUUGGUGGUCGCCGCAUGGGUGAUUGGGAAGAGGGGAUGACAAGCCCUGAGUAUGGUUACAAAUAUUUCAAGAUUUAAACUGGGACUUGUUGCAGCUGAUUUCAUUUCAUGCAUUGUACUUUCCAUUUUGUUCAAAAAGGGUUGUAGUGCAUUUGUGCAUACGAAAAGGUAAACUUUUUGGGCCAUGGCCAUUCCUUUUAUUUCGUAUUGUUGUCAUUUGGAGAAAAAAUUGUAGGAAGGAAUAAAAAUUGCAUAAAUAGAACAGAAACCUAUAAAUCGAAAUCAAAAGUAAAUGGCAAGAAUAUAAAGGACUUGACUGUGGAUGAAAACAUGUAUAUUCUUCAUUAACUUGUAUUGCGACGUGCGUGGUGUUACAAAGAUUUGUACAAGUAUUUCAAAAAUAAAUAAAUGGCUUUGCAGUUCCCUAUU